Hylaeus volcanicus is the source of this 11776-nucleotide messenger RNA. RefSeq names its product ephrin-B2-like (gene Ephrin). Gene Ontology annotation, molecular function: ephrin receptor binding. Bases 3657 to 4676 code for a protein of 339 amino acids. NCBI's taxonomy places the organism in Eukaryota, Metazoa, Arthropoda, Insecta, Hymenoptera, Colletidae. Gene Ontology annotation, biological process: ephrin receptor signaling pathway; axon guidance. Gene Ontology annotation, cellular component: plasma membrane. The record is from RefSeq and is a predicted model, not a curated record. The transcript is spliced from 5 exons.
GAUCAAAUUACUAGAAUAUACGAAGCAAACAAUACAACACUUCUAUCAUUUAACGUGAAAUAAAAAUUCCUUAAUUUAAGUCACUCGUGACACGGUUCUCAAUUGCUAUUAUUUGUUUACAAAAUAGAACAAAAUAAAAUUUUCUUCGAGAGUAAGUAAAACCCAGUCUACUCUUCAAACUCGUAGGCACUAAAACGGUUAAUGGAGGAUCAAAAACAAUCGAUCAAUUUCGCAACUUUUGAUUCGUUUCACUCACAGGCGAUGUCAAGGGAAUCGUAAAUAUUUAAAACGCGGUAUUAAACGGAGAGUGCAUUGAACGAUAACUGAGAUAUUUAACUAAGAAAUUACGUAUCUUAUCCAGGCUGGAUAGUUAUACGAGUUCUUUUUAAUCGUAUUCAAUCGACUUUGGAAACUUUCCACGGCCAAAUUAACGCCCAAUGAAUAAAGUUCCCAUUGAUAUAUAAUUCCCUCGCGAAAAUUACUCCAAAAGAAUAAAAAAACAAAAAGAAAUCCAAACUCAGCUGAAAUUUACGGCUGCCGUCGCUCUUGGAUAAGAUAAACGAUGUUUAUCGAACUAUACAAAUUAUUCUCUAUCUAUAAUAUCUGUGAUCGUAGAUCGUCGAACAAUGUUUUCUACGCGCGAUUCCAUUUGGAAAAAUCUGCAUAUUUGGAUUAGUGCCACUAUAAAAAAAAUGAACAAAAUAUAAAAAUUAAAUGACACGUAGUCAAAAUCUAACAAUCGACAAAUAUGACGCUUUGAAAUUCGAUGCAAAAUUAGUUUCUUUCGAAUAAUGUCUAUAUUCCUUCAGAAUCCAAAUUAGGUUUUUGGAGCAAAAUCAUACCACGAGUUUAUUAGCGCUUAACUAAAUGUUUUAUACAGAUGGAAAGUGGAUUUAUAUAACAACCACUGUCAAAUGGGUUUUUUUUAGAGAGAUGAAUUAUUUAAAAAAAUAAAUACCAUGUGUUACGCGAUGUAUUCAUUUUGAAAACUUACAAAACAUACAAAACAAUUUCGUGUUUCAGAAAUUAUCCGAUCCUUUUGUAACUUAUUAUGUAAUUUGCUUCUUUCUACAUAUAGUUAAUUUUUUGUCUACAAAUUAAUUUCUUCCCUUCCCACUUUUUCUUGUGUUACUACGUUCACACAAUUGUGCUUCUGUUUUAAAAUUUAAGGUUUAUAUUUGUACACAUAUAAGUAAAGAGUGUUAUGUAGUCUGAUCGAAACAUGUUAAUAAAGACGACAAAAGUAUUCUAGCUUAAUUUAUCAAAAAAAGAGGAAACCACACGUAUCACAUAUCAAACGAAAUUCUAAGAGCAAACAUAUUAAUUACAAUGCAUUAACAAUUCCCGACAAACAGAAGUUUUAGUUUAGACAGAAGCGAAUGAAGUUGAUUUAAAAAUGUCUUAAGUUUCAAUUGGCACCAUUUACAAUUUGGAUCAAGGAAAAUCGUAACAUUUCACGUAAAUAUAACUCUCAAUUCGUAUCCAAAUAUGUGAAAUAAUACACUUUUUCACAAAUAUUAUAUAUUCGACAGCACUUGUAUUCGCAGACAUGAUUUCUCGAUAACGAAGUUGAAGAACCAUCAAAAUCUCGAUAAAGUUAUGUAACUUGUAAAACUUCAUCGAAGCUAAAGAACUUUUCUUCAAGAUCAAACGUCGGCAUUGCCAUUGCAACCUCGCACAGUCGAUAGGAGACAUAAUACCGAAUGCACUUUUGUAAUUUUAAUAAAGUACCGUAAAUAUAUAUUUUCUACUCGCGUUCUGAAUCGAAAAAUAUAACGUUAGUUUCGCUAAUGAAAAAGCUCGCGUACCACUGAUUUAUACAAUCUUCGACUCUGCCACUAGAUUCGAGAAUCCUAAAAUAUUCACUAUCCAAAACUUAAAGAAAAAUGUACCGUCCCCUGUUCUACGUCGCACACCCGAUGAUUCCCCGCGAACUAAACUCGUCGAAUCACUGGUACAAAAAUUUCCUAUUCUCCGUUGACUCAGAAAUAAAACUCUCAACGUAACGAAAACUGCACGUUCCAGCGACUGGGAAAAGGGACGUCGGAGGUAUAUUCGCGGCGCGACAAUUCCACGGGGAAAAGACACGAUCUCGGUGGUGGCACUUGUCUCGUAUCGGCACACUCUCAAGCAGGCCUCGAUCCUCCGACGGGAGAGAACACGGGCUAAGGGAGAUCCACUCGGAAACUCGCGUCUCGCGAGCAGGCGGCGUAAUACCGCGUAGUCGGCGAGCGCACCGAGACACGUCGGCCAGCGCCGCGGAGGGAACGAGGGUCCUCGUAGUUCGUGAGUUCUCGGCACCGCUCGGCAUUCCCCGCCACCCCCGUUCGACGCUCGAGACUGCCGACGCGAGACGAACAGCCGCGACAGCGCGCUCGGCCGACAGACGCGUCCGCGACACCGACUAGGAAGGAGGUUCUGUUCAUUCUGCGUUCAUGGGACUCGUCUCGACGUAGCUCCCGCACGAUCUAUCCGCUUACGCUCGUCUACGGAACAACGCGCGCCGACACGCUCCGUCGGGACGGGUGCAACGAGCGUUUUUCUGAUCAUUUUCAGAUCAUUCUAAAACAUCCACCGAUUAAUUCCGUGCUCCGUUUUCACGCGAAGAGCGUCGCUCCGGUUGGCUACGCGACCCGUGCGAAUCGCAAGUGCGUGAGAAAGUAAUACCGGGGGUGUGCUUCAGGCGAGAAGGAUACGUGCUACGUUUCUUGUGCUCUACGUGGGAUCCCUGUGCGAAGGAUUUUUUCCUCCUGGAUUUUUCAUGUUCUUCGUGCUCUCGGGUGUUCACCUGGAUACCUGAUCUGAUGCGCACACACGACGUGCUUUUUUUUUUUGUUUAAAUAUUUUUUGAAGAUCGUUAGUGAAAAACGUUGGAGUGAGUUUAUCGUUUCUGGGUUUCGCGUCGAUUCGCCGUGACGAUCUUUCGUGAGAUGAUCGGCGAGUUUACGGUCGGUUGGUGGUUCGCGUGAUACCGUCGGAUAACUUUCUUGACCCUGAAUCGGAGUGCCGGAGCGUCGAUCACGGAACCUACGGAGCAUCAUCUCUCCGAUGCGUCGCGAGUCUACCGGACCGUCUAGGAAGCUUCUUUCGUCGACGGCUCGUCGUUUGGAUUGGAUUACGGCAACUUUGGACCAAUGAGAGGGCUGACAAGGCUCGCUCCAGGUGAGAGAAACACGGGGUGGACCCAUGGAACGCGUACCUCGCUGGACACCGUUGCAACCAGCCGAACACCGGAACGACUCGAUUGGUUCUAAUCGCGCGCCGAUCGCGAGAAAUUCCAUCAGUGAAUUCCGCGAUUCGUGAACACACUGUGCACGACCCUUCGCUCGAAGACUCGGCCAGUUUGGAUACAACGCUCGGCGUUCCUGGAAAUGCUUCGAGGAUAAACACCCUUUGGCGAGGAAGGAAAGGAUACAACACGGUGCUCGACUCGCGAGAAGUAGAAAAACAACGCGAGUAGGAGAACCGUUAUAAUCGAGGAAAGUGAAGUGUGGAUGUGGUGUCCGUGCAACCGUGGUGGAACGUGGUUGUGGACGACGACAACAAAAGUGCGAUUGUUGUUGUUCUUUUUGUUAUUGUUGUCGUCGUUGUUGUUUGUUAUUGAGUCUCGGUGAGCGUGGUGACGGUGGUUUUGGUCCGUUGUCCACGUUGUUACGAUGGUUUCCUCGUCCUUUGUGACUUUGGUGUUCCUCGUCUGCCUGCAAACGGUUCUACUCUCUACUGUGAGCAACUGCGCGAAGACGAUCAGCAUGUACUGGAACACCACCAACUCCAUAUUUCGAAUAGACAACACAGACCACAUAAUAGACGUGAAUAAGAAUAACGCGCAGUUCGAGUACGAUCAAGUGAAUAUAAUAUGCCCCGUGUACCAAGUGGGGACGCCGGACAACAAGACGGAGAAGUAUAUUAUUUACAAUGUGUCCAAGGAAGAGUACGAGACAUGUCGGAUAACGAAUCCGAAUCCGCGGUUUAUAGCGAUCUGCAACAACCCCAACAAAACAAUGUACUUCACGAUCACCUUCAGGCCGUUUACACCGCAACCCGGAGGUUUAGAAUUCCUGCCAGGACACGAUUACUACUUCAUCAGCACCUCGUCCAAGGACGACCUCUACAAGCGCAUCGGUGGAAGGUGCACCAGCAACAACAUGAAGGUCGUUUUUAAAGUCUGCUGCGGCAACGACACUGACACCUCCUCGUCCUCUGCGACAUCGCGCAACAACUCUGUAGCAGUGACCAGCAGCACCGUGCCUAGCAGCAGCUCGACCAGCACCGCAGUUUUGGGUGGAGGAGUGCCACCCCCGCCACCACCAAGCGUCCUCAAGGGGGGAGAUCGAUUCUACCCAGGGGGCAGCAUUCAUCAUCAUCACGAUCAUCAUCAACCGGCCACGGCGGCGCCGACCCUGCCCCACGUGCCCCCUCCGGCUAUCUACCCCGUGCAUCCGCAUCAGCCUCCGAUUCACAAUGGACCGCCGUCUUCCUCGCCGCCCAAGACCUCGAUCGGCCAGAAGAAGAAGAACAAGGAAUAUUCGGACCAUCCGAACGAAGUAGUGAAGAACGAAGAAUUGACCUACAACGGGGCGAGUUCCAGCCGGGUUGAGAAUUGGUACAGCCAGCUGGCGAUGAUGCUGACUGGAAGCCUGCUGAUCAGCGCAAUCCUGCCGCAGUUAUUGCGGUGAAGCGACGGCACCACCGACGAGAACGUAUACCCCAAUACGUCGAAACCCCUUUUUCUGUGAUUAUCCUACGUUUAAUUAAUUUCUUGAGGCAGCGCGUGUAAACCCCGCGCACUGCCGUCCCUCGAUCGUGAAAAUAAAACGCGCACCACUUACGGUCGGACUGCCUCGAGAGAGAGAGAACGAGAAAGCUUAAUCGGGAGGAAAAGAAACGGAAGGUAACGGUAAAGCAAAAAUGAAUAAAAUAAAACGAGGUGGUUAGGGAAAGAGUAAACAAAAGAAUAAGGAAGAUCGACGUAAAAACCAACGUCGAGAGAAGAGAGAUACGCACGGCACACGAGCAGCAACGCCAUAUUAACUAUUCAAUCGAAGAAAGAAGACGAAGACGUUAGAUAGUAAGAUUUACAAAGACGAAGAACGACGAAACAGAGGAGAAAAAACGCUACUACUAGACACUAUUAUAGUAUGCCCACUAUUAUCACUACUAUAAAUGGUAGUCGUAUUGGUUGUCCUUCUUAUCAUUACGCUAAUUCUAGAUAUUUAUUCGAAAUACGAGAAAAAUGAACGAAGUCGUGGACAGUGUGCUAACUAUCCUCCCGGCGAGAAAACGCGGCGAUGGACGUUCGUCGGAGAAAUAUGAAAGUUCUUCUGGAUGUCUCGUUCGCGCAAGAAAUUCGAUAUUGUCGUACGACUGACUGCUAGACGUUGAUAAACGGACGGUCCUUAAUCAUGAUCACCGAUCGUUCAUUCAAAUAUUGCAAAUGGCAAUUAAGAUGGCGAUAAAAGCAGCCAUUCGAGAUCGGUCUCGCCAUGAUGUUUUGUUUCGAAAUGCUCUCGAUAUCAUGCCCAUCCAGAUCUUUUGCAAUUUACCGAGCAUUAAAUUGAACGCGAAUUGUGACUAGUUAUGGGAAUAGAUUAGAACGACUAAUUGGGACCACACACGUUUACGAUUUAUCGUAUAACGAGUCGUACGACCAGUUUCAACGACGCGCGACGGUAUCAACUCAGACUUACACAUAUAAUAACCUGUUCUACGACAAAUCUUGCCAAAAGUAGAAUGGCUGAUCUUCGCAAAGAGUAGUAAUUCCUUGAUUUCAAGAUUCUCUUGUUACUAAACAACUUUUGUAAUGAAAAUAAUGGAGAAAAUGGUGCAAAAAUUAAAAUUUAAACAGAAAUAGUUCCAAUUCUAAUAUAAAUAAUCCUAAUAUGAAUUGCCAAUGCCCAAUUGGAUUAUAAUAUUUAUUUAAAAAUAUUGAGAUUAAUGGGCAAAUACUGAGUUGUUUUGACCAAUAGGAAACAUUUUUACAGAUUUAAUAUUAUUUAUUUCUCUUGACUUGAUUUCCCCUUAGAAAACUUCAAUCUCGUUUGCAACGUGUUUCUGGAGCAGUAUAUCGUAAAGUCAGAUUACAUGAAUAUGUAUUUCAACGAUGUCUGAAAAUAAUUGUUUAUCAUAUUCUCGAAGAAAUAUUUUCAUUUCAUAUUUCGAAGAAUUUUGUGAUCUUCGUCAAAGAUCCUUUCUAAACUAUGCAACUGGUGCAUCAUGCAUAGACAUUAUCGAACUAGCGACAUCAUAGGAUUAUAUUUUUCAGUCAAAAUUGUACAAUCUAAGAUGACUCUCUUUGCUGAAUGUUUAAAAUAUGGAAAGAAGAUUGAUACGUCGUUAUCCGAUGUUCUUACAGUACGGCAGAUUUUGUGGUAGCGGUGGACAACAAAAAUCAUACGAUAAAUCGUUGAGUCGAAGUCGAAAAAACCCAAUCCCUACAAAAUUCAUCGAAGACAUUUUACUAGAUUUGCCCGUGAUGUCUAAACUUAUCGUCUGCCUGGAAAAUUAAUUAAGUAACGAAUAUUUUAACGAUCAAAAAAUCGUUUCUUUUUCGCAAGACAAAGUGAAAUGCAGCAAUGGAAUUAAACAACGACAUCAUGGACGAAGGACCGUUCGAGCCGCGUUGGUGAUCGCGAGCAGGAUAAUUAGCACGCGUGUAAAUAAAUUCCUAAUGAAUAUGUACAAGUGGCUCCUAUCCCCCUAACACGGGGUAGGAGGAUUUAAGAGAGUGCCGUAUACUAGGUAAAAUCUUAUUAUAUGACACACGAAAGAGUGCGAUAAGGCGUGAGUGAAAAUGUAAGAGUGCGUGUGUUGGGAGACGCGUGUGUACCAGAACACGAGGAUUGCCCAUUGAAUUGUGAGUGUCAUAAAAAUGAACUGUGUAACGUGCGACGAGCUUUUUGUUAAGUUCCGAUCCACGGUUUCUCGAAAAACCGUGACGCUAUUCGAUGAACGAGUGAAGUUUCGUCGACCUGUCGAGAAAUUCCGAUAUUCCUCGCUUUGCUCGGAAAUCGUCGAAAAAAAAACGAGCGAGGAGGAGCGUAAGAAAGCAUGAUUAAUGCGUGAAAGAGAAACUGGUCGCGGAGCGAGAGACGAAAAAUGAAAUUUUUGUAUUAUAGUUGUACAUUACCGAACUCUAUCUAUAGAUCUGUAUUAUAUUUAUUAUCCGCUAUCAUUACGCUACGAAUAAUCACAACUCGAUAUUCUAUAUUUACUAGUAAAAAUAUCAAAUUUCAAUAGCGAAUAAAUUACGUAUUCGGCGGGGUAAAACGACAUGACGCGAGCAUUAACGAUGAGUUCACGCCCCCCUGUCAUCAUCGGAUCAUCAUCCACCGUUCGUUGUUUUCUUCUUCUUUUAGUUUUCCUCGUAUACGUUGCUCGAACCAGCGCUAGAUUAAGACUGUGUAGAUUCUUGAAUCGUUAUUUAUUAUUACAUUUUUAACCAAAAUAAUUUGUCAAAACAAGCAGCUGGUAGUUCGCUAUCCAAACAUGUACCAUCGGAAACGAGUGUUGAUUCUCGAUAAUAGAUACAAUAAAUAAAAAAAAAUACUACAAAGAACUGAUAUUCUUUUCGAGUAGUUCAAAAAUGUAAUAAUGUAAAAAUUUGCUCUACUUUCUACCGUAUGGACAUAAUGUCGUUAUAGGUCGAGUUUACCGGAAGUCCUUUCGUUGUAAUAUAGUACACAGUAACCCAAGGGUUAAUCUCUGUAAACCUUCUGCGCUGUAGGUUCAAAAGGCUUUGCCUUAAUCCAGCCCUGGUUCCAACCAAUCGGCCAUGCGAUCGUCGGUUCCAUUGUAUCGUCCUUCGUACUACAUCGUUCUCUUCGGUCUUUGUUGCCUCUGUUGUUUUUUUUUUUUCAUACUCUAUUUAUUGUCCGCUGUCACGCAGAUACUUCGUUUCCAUACAGCGUACCAACAGUACGUACGCGCGUGCAGGUCGCAUUUAUUUGUAAAACGUACGGGAUUACAUGUAUACAUGCACGGGUGGUCACACAAUCGUUACACGCAACGCCGCUCGGAUCUGUCCCCACGUACGCCCUAUUCGCGAACGUUGAAGCUCCGUUUACGAUGCGAUGGCAGUCAAUUGUCAUGAAAGCUUGUCAAUGCGCGUCUACUGCCGACGAUCAACCGGAUCUACAUUUCUGCCGAACACAGUACUGCCAAUAGUCAUAGCAAACGUCAAGUAUCUCGAAUCGAAUCGCGCGACGACAUCAUUGCCACGACAAUGUAUCACGUGUCACGCGUCGUUGUCCUAUAAACGUUAUUCCAAGCUUCAAAUCACGUUACUGCCAAUACGGGAUUGGUCGUUCUCGCAUCUGUCACGCGCGCCUCCCUCUGGAAUGCGAAAUCGUCGUUCGUACCAUACGUUGUACGGAAUUGCCUCUCUUCGUGAUAGACAAAUUGGGACCUUCAGUUAUCAUGAACGGAGGAUCGGCCAAGAAUUUCUUCUCGGGACUGGUCGAACUCAAAUAAUAGAUACGAUAACGAGUAUCUCGUGUUGAACGCCUAUCGAUGUGUCCGAUGCUAAUACAAAUUGCAAUUAGUUAUAUUUUUCAUUAUAUUUUUGCGAAGAUAAUAUUAAUUAAUUUGUGAGGUUUUUUUUUUUUUUUAAUAUAGUACAUAUAGAAUUGUACAGCGAUUCGUUGCUAUUAAUAUUUACAUGAGUGUUACAGUUAAAACGUGAACUACAGUGAAUCUAUACAUUGAAUAUGUUCGCGUUAUAACUGUAACAUACAUAUAAAUAGCAUCUUUCAUAAGUUCUACUAUAACUGUAUCUAUUUGGAGAAUAUCCUACUGCUAGUUUCGGUCUUGAUACAGUCACGUGAUCUUGUUUAUCUCGCUGUCAGGAUAUAAUUAAAAAUACUUCGUGUAAGGUCUGUCGAGCCUACGUUCGGCAAGAAAAUUUCAUCAACCUAUCGGCAAUACUCUCGUAAAGACGCAUUAAAGAGUAGAAAAGCGUUUCGAGUCCAUUAGUAGUCACGUCGAUACGCAUGCGGCACGGCCUUAUAGUCCGACCACCCGAUUUUUGUUUUCACAGCUCCCAACCGAGUAGACGGUUACUCGAGCCGACGAAACACAAACAAGUAGGUGAUUCCCAAUGGAGUAUCGCUAACGAUUCGAUCGAAGAGCGAGAUGUUUCUGUAACAAAUUUCGCGCGAUUGACCGUAAUUGACGAAUGUUUGUACUGCUAUUCCGCAACGGCGAACAUAAAUUGUAAUCGAUGCGACGAGCGUAGUGCUUGGAUGUCAUUGUGAACGGAGCUUAAAGCGUAUACGAUUAUUUCCCGCGUAAAAAGAAACGUGCGUACGAUGGCUGAAGAUCGUUCGAGGACACAAGGAAAAGAAGAACGGCGAGCAGAAGUUGUCGUCCCGCGUUGGCCAAGGGAAAGAGAUCAAUUGAACGGCAACUAGAGUAACGAAUUAUUGUAAAUACGAGUGUGCGGAGAGAGAUAGGUAUAUCGUAUGAGGCAGAACGAGAGAGUACGAGAGAAAAAGAGACCCCCUAAUUCCGAAUCGUAGAUAAUAAAAAAAAAAAAAUGAAAUGUAUCCUGAAGGCUGCUCGAUUGACCGACUCGUUUUCAUUGUUCAUUGAUGGUUCAUCGCCCUUAAUACUGCGCCGACAAAUCGGUGGAAAAUCAAUGACAACGAUCAGCCGGAAAAAAUGUUGAAAGGAAACGUCGGAAAUUGAAUGCGUGUAUAAUGUUAUCCAUUACAGUAUUGUAAGCCUAAGUAUUACAUGCCUCCGAUCCAACGUCUGUUUGUCUGUCUGUCCGUUCGCCUGUCUGUUUACACAAUUUGUACUUCUACGCCCCCCACACCCCUAUGUGUUAAUCGCAAUAGCAAUCCGUAAUCGUACCGAGCGAUCGAUGAAAGGGUAGCAGUCGCGACGAUACUCGUGUCCACGGUUCGCACUUGUUUUCCUUUCGUUUUGUUAUGUCAACGAGGUUACACUUUUUUCUUUGUUUAGUUUCUCUAGUCGUAGAAUUGUUCAGACCGCUGACCAACCCGCAAAUCGAAAACCCAAAGACAAUCACCUGCACAUUGUAAAGCGUUCGAAACGCCUCAGCGUAUAUCAGUUGUCUAUAGCGUCACGAACCACCCCUAGAUGUUGUUCGUUACCCUCACAGUAGGAGCAUUCACGCGAUUGUAUUGUAUGUACAAAAUGUUCUCGUUACAACUUCGCUUUGCGGGUCUCAGAGUUUUGUUUCGCAGACGGACGCGCACUAUACAAAGCGCGGUUUUACGUUUCGAUAAUACGAUGAUGCGAUCAACGAUACAUAGCAGCAGUUGCAGCCUCGAAUCGUGGACGUAUCGAAGGACUGCACCAAGCGCGAACGAAUCACCGAUCGUCUCGAUAGCGAAUUUAAUCAGACCAACGGAAAUCCGUAAACGAUUUACAUAAAUGCAAUAGCAAUGCAGCAAAGUUACAUAGAUCCAUGUGAAUGGUACUCAUUCUUACGGACGAUAGGUGAAUACAGUAUAACAAUAAUAUAGACUCGAACUAUCGAUAGAAAAUAGACAAGGUCACUCACUGCAAUUCAUUUUUAUUUUCUUCCUUCUUUUUGUUUCGACCCGAUCCAUUCCAAAGCACCCCAUCCACACCAGUCAUCGAUCACGUGAAGCUCUGCUCCUCGAAACAUAUUCUUUUAACCCUGGUAAAUUUGGCCAAUAUAGUCGACAUUGGAGAACGAUUCUUUUUUCUUGGAAUAUUUCAUGCGUCGACACAAAACAUGAAAUAAUGUUUUGCCUGGAAAUAAAGUUCUACCGAUUCUUGCAAAAAAUUGCUAAAAAAUAGUCAAUAACGACAAGUAGGAGCACUCUUGAAUAUUAAAUCUAUGAAUAGAGCUGGAUUAAAAAACUUUACCGAAAAAGUCGGUAACGUCAAACGCGCACAAUGUGGAUAUUAUCUGACUCCUUUUGGCUAGCUAAAUACAUAGAUGAACAAAGCUUUCAUCGUUGAACAUUUCUUAUAAAAUAAUGUAAUAUUAAGUUUCUUUAAAUGAUUGUAGAUGAGAAGGUCGUAUUCGAGAGGCAUUCGUAACUUCCAACCCGGAAUUGGGGUGGAUUCAACAUCUUUAGACAUAAUUUUGAUCCAUAACGUAUACGUUUCAAAAGUGUUUUAAAAAGAAACCCCGGGGUAGUUCAAAUUUAUGAAAACAAUUUUUAAAUUGAAAAUCAAAUAAUGGAAUGAAUUUAGCGAUUGAACCUCUCUAGUGAAAAAUUGUUUACGUUAUUUAAUUUAGCGCACAAAAUUACGCGGGAGAACAUUUAAAGGAUAUCAUUUUUCAAUGUCGGACGUAUUAGUCAAAUUUUGCCUCAACUACGAACAGAGACAAGCAUCGUCUGAAGUAUUUAAAUGGUUAUUGCAAAGUAUAUGUAGAUAUUCGAUAUUAGAGAAUUAAAGACACGGAUAAUCUCGACGGAUGCGAUUGUACCGCCGAGCAGUUAAUUAAAUCGCGUGUUGAGGGUUUAGCCUUUAUCCAUUAAUCGCGUACACGCGUGCCUGCAGCAUGGUUUCGAAUAUAUCCGCGAAGAACAAAACGAGGAACAGGUUUCACGUUUGAUUUCAAAGACGUCCCUAGUCCCACCACAGCCACCACUGCGAUUUUUAUUAUUCGUUUUCGCUAUUUCAUUGUGUUAUCCUCUCGUGUGCGUGUUCAGGAACAAUGUCAAAGAGGGUUAGAGGUCUUCAUGGAAGAUACCAACACGUACUCUCGUUGCGUACGCGAAGGACUUGUUCCUCUCUUCUCAAGACAGAGGGUAAAGAAACUGAAUCGAAA